Chiroxiphia lanceolata (lance-tailed manakin) is the source of this 720-nucleotide messenger RNA. RefSeq names its product phosphatidylinositol glycan anchor biosynthesis class Y (gene PIGY). The record is from RefSeq and is a predicted model, not a curated record. The transcript has a single exon. Bases 112 to 342 code for a protein of 76 amino acids. Lineage: Eukaryota; Metazoa; Chordata; Aves; Passeriformes; Pipridae.
CGGCAUCCCCAACAUGGUUGCGGAGGCUGCCAGGAUGACGCACAAGAAGCCUCCCGCCGAGGACUCGGAGCAGCCCUGAGGACCCGCCAGGCACAGCGGUAGCUGGGACUGAUGGCCGGGGGAGGGAUGCUGCCCUCCCUGCCCACUCUGACUGUGCUCGUUCCCCUCCUGUCCUUGGCAGGCUUGUUUUACUCAGCCAGCGUGGACGAAGCCUUCCCACAGGGCUGCACCAGCACGAACAGCCUGUGUUUCUACAGUCUCCUCCUUCCUGUUACAAUACCGGUUUAUGUGUUCUUUCACCUUUGGACCUGGAUGGGGAUUAAGCUUUUUAGGCACAACUAGUGAGAUGCGUUUGCUAACCCCUGGGCUUCUCUAAAUCAACGCAGCUGGUUUAAUCUCAUCGGGUAUUGCAGUUUGUUGGAGAGUUCCCUUUGGCACUAUGGACUGUCAUCAUUUUCUUGGUAGUAUCUGAAACUGUAUGAAGCAGCAGGCCAUUGUUACCUACUGCUAAGGCAGAUUUAGAGUAGGAGUCAUAAGAAGCGCUAAUUCCCUCUGUUGUAUCCCUUCAAGAGUGUUGUGCGUUUGUAGUGGCACUAAUGAAAACCACCUAGGUGGAAGUUGUUUUCAUGAGGGAGAACUGUACCCUGACUGAGAAAACUGAUCUUAAAUAAUACAUUAAAUUAAAAUAUGCAGUCUUUGAGAACUCUGGUUUUGUUUUAA